CGGGUCCCAUACUUUAACCCUGUGGGAAACAGGGACGGCGCUAGCUCGGAGGUCAGGGGUGCUCGAGCCCCAUCGGAAAUCCCUGCCCCUCCAGCAUUUGAUUUGAUAUAUUUGAGGAGAUAUUGAUGAAUUCUUUUCUCAAAACCCUGGAGCCGUGCUUGGUGGAAAACGGAAACGUUUUCACUCCCAGCCCCUAAAAAAAAAUCCGUUUUUGUCGGUGGCCAACCAUGGCCGCGCUGUACGUUGGCGAUUUGCACGCGGACGUGACGGAAGCCAUCCUUUAUGAACGACUGAGCCGAGUAGGGAUCAUUUUGUCCAUCCGCGUGUGUCGAGACAUGAUGACCGGGCGCUCGCUGGGAUACGCGUGUGUCAACUUCCAGCAGCUUGCAGACGCCGAACACGCGCUGGACACGAUGAACUUCGACCUGAUCAAGGGUCAGCCCAUGCGCAUCAUGUGGUGGCAGCGGGACCCUUCGCUGAGGAAGAGCGGCGUGGGCAACGUCUUCAUCAAGAACUUGGACCGCUCCAUCGACAACAAUGUCCUGUACGACAUUUUCUCCUUCUUCGGCAACAUCUUGUCCGGCAAGGUGGUGUGCGACGAGAACGGCUCCAAAGGCUACGGCUUUGUGCACUUUGAGACUCAGGAGGCGGCCGAGAGAGCCAUCGCGGAGAUGAACGGCAAGCUUAUCAAAGAGCGAAAAAUAUUUGUGGGUCACUUCAAAUCCCGCAAAGAGCGCGAGGCCGAGCUGGCGGUCCGAGCCAAGGAGUUUACCAACGUCUACGUGAAGAACUUUGGCGACGACGUGGACGACGACACGCUGAGGGACAUCUUCAGGACAUACGGAAACACCACCAGUGCCCGCGUGAUGAUGGACGAGCACGGCUCGUGUCGAGGCUUCGGCUUUGUCAGCUUCGCCAGGCACGAGGAUGCCCAGAAGGCAGUCGAUGAAAUGAACGGGAAGGAAUUCCACGGCAGGAAUAUCUACGUCAGCCGCGCCCAAAAGAAGGUGGAGCGGCAGGCCGAGUUGAAGCGCAAGUUUGAGCAGAUGAAGCAAGAUCGCAUCUCGCGUUACCAGGGUGUCAACUUGUACGUGAAGAACCUCGACGACAGCAUUGAUGACGAGUGCUUGCGGAAAGAAUUUGAGCCCUUCGGCAUCAUAACCAGCGCCAAGGUGAUGACGCAGGGCGGGCGCAGCAAAGGCUUCGGCUUCGUCUGCUUCUCGUCCCCGGAGGAGGCGGGCAAGGCGGUGGCGGAGAUGAACGGCCACAUCGUGGCCACCAAGCCGCUGUACGUGGCGCUGGCCCAAAGGAAGGAGGAGCGGCAGGCCUACCUGACGCGCCAGUACAUCCAACGCAUGACCAACGCUCGGCCCGUGCCCAACCAGGUCGUCAACCCUUACCAGGCGGCGCCGCCCCCGGCUUACUUCAUAGCUCCCAUUCCUCAGGCGCAGAACCGUAACGCCGCUUACUUUGCGCCAGCUGCCCAGGUGGCGCAGCUGUGUCCGAACCCUCGCUGGGCCACGGCAGGUACCCGCUUACCACAAGCUCAUACAAACCCGGCCGCCUCCGUGCGGACCUCGGCGCCGAGCCCUCCCGAUUUGGCUUCGAGGCGCCUCGCCUCCCAGGGACCCCGUGGGCUCUCCGCCCGGCGCGCCGCGUCCCAGAGUCUGAGCCCCCGAGCCGAGUCCCCGCUCUCCCCCGUCUGCGCGGUUCCUCAAUACAAGUACGGGGCGGCAAUCCGCAGCCCUUUGAACCCCAUGCCGCAUACACAGCCUGCCGGCCACACUCCGAAGCCCCUAACAGCCUCCGUGUUGGCUUCCGCUCCCCCACUGGAGCAAAAGCAGAUGUUGGGUGAGUGUUUGUUCCCGCUCAUCCAGAGCAUGCAUCAAGACCUGGCGGGGAAGAUCACAGGCAUGUUACUGGAGAUCGACAACUCGGAGCUGCUCCACAUGCUGGAGUCCCCGGAGUCGCUCACGUCCAAGGUGGACGAGGCCGUGGCCGUCCUUCAGGCUCAUCAGGCCAAGGAGUCGUCCCAAAAGGCUUACUGAAGCUCCACCCAUCAAACCCGAGGUAGGGCGCCCGCCGUCUACAAGGCAGCCUUUGUAGGAAAGACGCACGCAUGGUAAUGAGAGCGUCGUCAAGGUAUGAUGCAACCGAUGGCCGUGAAGGAGCCAAGUCGAACACAUCCAAGUCGAUAGAAAACAUCGUGAGCUGAUGAGGACAAAUCGGAAUCAUCAACAACAGAAUAUACAAAACAACAACAAAAAUCAGAGGGGGGGGGAAGCACACGAGCGAGCAAAGCAUAAAAUAUGAAAUCAAAAGAAAAUGAAAAUGACCAUAAAUGUCAUUCGCCAAAUUAAAUGACAGAAAUAUUUUUCUAUGGAGUUUUAAAGUGAGUCUUUUGUGCCAUUUUAUAUGUAUUUGUACCCAUUUGAAAUGUUUGAGCUUUGAUAAGUCAAGCCUUUUUUUUUUUUUUUCUCGAUGUGCUUAUUGACUAAACGUUCUCGCACUGUUUGUGGGCCCUUUUUUU
This is a messenger RNA of Hippocampus comes (tiger tail seahorse), 2530 nucleotides long. RefSeq names its product polyadenylate-binding protein 1-like. The transcript has 14 exons. Gene Ontology annotation, molecular function: mRNA binding. NCBI's taxonomy places the organism in Eukaryota, Metazoa, Chordata, Actinopteri, Syngnathiformes, Syngnathidae. Bases 228 to 2048 code for a protein of 606 amino acids. The record is from RefSeq and is a predicted model, not a curated record.